Effrenium voratum is the source of this 699-nucleotide messenger RNA. NCBI's taxonomy places the organism in Eukaryota, Dinophyceae, Suessiales, Symbiodiniaceae. The record is from the annotation of a GenBank genome assembly.
AUGACGAACUCGAAGAAAGACAUCCAGACCGACUCAGACAAGUCGCUCUUCAGCAUUUUGAAGUCGGAGGAGCAGAAAUGCAUUCCCCCGAAGUCGGCGUUCCAUUUCUGCAUCGUCUCGGCGCGGCGCGCCAACAAGGCUGAGGGCCUACAAGACAUCUUCAUGGUUCAGUCGCAAUUUGCGGAUGCUGGGGUGACUCCGACUUGGUACGUGGAUGCGGAGUCCCUGGAUGACUACAAGAAGUUGGGCCUGAAGGCUGUGGUAGGCGGGAAGCUCACGCCCGCGCGCAACAAGGCACUGGAGGAUGCGGAGCGCAUGGGCAAGAUCUGCGUGCAGGCCUCCGAUGACAUCUCGGCCUGGGAGUAUCGCCACGGAAAGAUGGCUACUGAGAGGACAGAUGACGCCAUGAACAAGGCCCACGACGCGGCCAAGCGUUACGUCCUGUCGCCGGUGGCUGCAGCUCAAUUCAUCGCGGCCAAGAUGCGAGGCUCGCCGGACAAGCCCAAGCUUGGCGGAGUUUACGCCCUAGGCAGCUGCGCGCGGACCUUCUCCUCGGAGGCCUUCGCGGGGAAGAACUUUGUGAUCGGAGACUUCUUCGUGGUGGACAAGGGCAGCAAGGUUCGCUUUGACGAGAGCCUCUCACUCAAGGAGGAUUAUGAGAUUUCACCUGCCAGCACAUCCACGACCAUGGCUCCGUGA